AUGCCCACCGGAGGAUCAACCAUGGACGAUCAAGGAAAUAUGUAUCUCAUGGAUUUAGAAAGACAAGCUGUUUGGCAGCAAAGUUCUAUUGAUGGAUCAUGGAAACUAAUUGUACAUGAUGAACGAAUUAUUUGGGGGGAUGCAUCUGAUAUUAGUGAAGAUGGAUUUCUCUACAUACCAAUGUCACAAAAUAAUCGAAUUCCGAGUUUCAACAACGGUACAAAUCAAGUUGAAAAACCUUUUCUUAUGUACAAAAUCCGAAUAAAUUCAGCUUCGAAUACCCAAAUCAUCUCGCUUGUCAUUCUCACUUUAUUUUGUUCGCCUCUUAGUUUUUUAAUGCAAUAA
Molecule: messenger RNA, 345 nt
Organism: Rotaria sp. Silwood2
Lineage: Eukaryota; Metazoa; Rotifera; Eurotatoria; Philodinida; Philodinidae
Source: the annotation of a GenBank genome assembly